UGCAUCUGACAAGCUCGUGCAGCCUUGCGUCAAAGCGCGCGCCCACAGCUCCACACGCACCAACACACACUCUCCUUACUGUUAUUAUUAUUAUUAUUAUUAUCAUUAGCAGCAUCUGUGAGCAUGUCGCGCGGAAUAAGAGCAUCGUCUCUGGGCCCGGAAGCGCGUUUGGGUCGUGCGCGCAGCCCGGUGCGCUUCGGUGCGGGUUUUAACAGCCCGAGCAGCACCGGAGGCGCAAUGCAUCCCGGAGAGGAAAAACAGACCAUGCGCGGGCUGAACGAGCGUCUGGCGGGGUACCUGAGCCAGGUGAGGCUGCUGGAGGAAGCCAACAGCAAACUGGAGGCGCAGAUUAAGGAGGUUUUAACGGAGAGGCGCGCAGCAGGACAGAGAGACUGGAGCAGCUAUGAGAAAGCUCUCUCCGCCCUGAGAGACCAGGUGAAAGAAAUGACGAUGGAAAACGCUCGCCUCAUGCUACAGAUCGAUAACGCCAGACUGGCUGCUGAUGACUUUAAAGUCAAGUUUGAGGCUGAGAUUGCUGCCCGCCAGGGAGUUGAAAAGGACAUCACAAGCCUCCGAAAGAUAAUCGACGACACACACAUGAGCCAAAUGCAACUGGAGAGCGAGGUUGAGUCUCUGACGGAGGAGCUGUUAUACCUGAAAAAGACUCAUGAAGAGGAUGUUGCGAACGUGAAAGGUCAGAUCAGAGAUGCCAGUGUUGACGUGCAGAUGGAGGCGGCGAAGGGCCAAGACCUCAGCGAGACAAUCGACAAAAUCCGCCAGCAAUAUGAAAAAGCGGCACAGAAGAACCAUGAGGAGACUGAGGCCUGGUACCAAGCCAAGUUUGAAAACAUCUCAGCGGAGGUGAGCAGGAACACUGAUGCUCUCCAGCAGGGACAGAGCGAGCUGAAUGACCUGCGCAGACAGAAGCAAGGGCUGGAGAUUGACCUUCAGGCCAUGCAUAGCAUGAACCGCUCUCUGGAAGACACACUGAACGACACGGUGGGACGUUACUCCCGAAACGUAAACAGUCACAACAUGGUUAUCCAGCAGCUGGAGGCGGAGCUUGCGGAUGUCCACGCCCAGGUGACGAGGCAGGGGUCGGAGUAUCAGGCUCUGCUUAACAUCAAGAGUAAACUGGAGGAAGAGAUCACCACCUAUCACAGUCUUCUGGAAGGCACAGGGCUGCCCUCCAACGGUAUCACCGAUUCUGGAUUGCCUGAAAAUGGUGAUUUUAGAGGCAUGGGAGCACAAGAGGUCAAUAUCAAGAAUAUUGGCCCACCAGAAGAUAUUAAUGUCAACAAUAAUGGUGCAUUUGAAGAUGCUAAUAUUGGAGGCAAUGCUUUGGGUGGAUAUGAUGAAAGUGUGGAGUUUUCAUUAGCGCAGGCUCUGAGUGCUGGGCCCCGUUACAUGAUUCCUGACACGACACUCAAUAAUGAGAUUGUGGAAGAAGAGAUGAUCACUCAGAAGGACCUGCAGCUGAACGCUGCCAACACUGCCAUGAACAAGCAGUACGAUCAACAAGAAGCUAGACAAGGAAUGGAAGAAGACCCAGUCAUCCUAGAGGAAAUGAAGAAGGAGGAGGAGACAGUGAACCCGGUGGUGGAAAUUCAGGUGGAGAAGAAGGAAGAGGAGGAGGAGACAGUGAGCCCACUGGUGGACACUCAGGGGGAGAAGGUGGAGGAGGCAGUGAGUCCUGUAGUGGACACCCAGGUGGCGAAGGUGGAGGAGGCAGUGAGUCCCAUGGUGGACACCCAGGUGGAGAAGGUGGAGGAGGCAGUGAGUCCCAUGGUGGACACCCAGGUGGAGAAGGUGGAGGAGGCAGUGAGUCCCAUGGUGGACACCCAGGUGGAGAAGGUGGAGGAGGCAGUGAGUCCCACGGUGGACACCCAGGUGGAAAAGGUGGAGGAGGCAGUGAGUCCCAUGGUGGACACCCAGGUGGAGAAGGUGGAGGAGGCAGUGAGUCCCACAGUGGACACCCAGGUGGAGAAGGUGGAGGAGGUAGUGAGUCCUGUAGUGGAGACUCAGGUGGAGAAGGUGGAGGAGGCAGUGAGUCCUGUAGUGGAGACUCAGGUGGAAAAGGUGGAGGAGGCAGUGAGUCCUGUGGGGGACACUCAGGCCAAGGAGGAGAUGGAGUUAAAACCUUCUGUGGAGAACAUGAAUCCAGAGGAGGAGAAGGAGAAACAAGAAGGGGAGAAGCCUGAGAACGCAGAGGCGGUGAUUUUACAGAAUGUGGAAGAGUGAUGUUUCCACUGCAGUGUUGCACAAUGUCCUCAGUGGAGUCAGUUUUAAAUUACUGCCUUAAUCUCUUUCUUUCUAUAUUUCUCUCUCUCUCUAAAGUGUGCAUGUCUACCUGUUGUCUCUGUUCAACAAUAAAAGAAGUGUGACUUCUGAACUCUAAA
Pangasianodon hypophthalmus (striped catfish) is the source of this 2399-nucleotide messenger RNA. RefSeq lists its product as uncharacterized. The coding region runs from base 124 to 2241 and encodes 705 amino acids. The transcript has 8 exons. The record is from RefSeq and is a predicted model, not a curated record. Gene Ontology annotation, molecular function: structural molecule activity. Lineage: Eukaryota; Metazoa; Chordata; Actinopteri; Siluriformes; Pangasiidae.